GUUCUCCAUCUUCAAAUCUCCUUCAAGCUGUCAAAGUCAUGUCUCGCGAGUAUGAUGAAUUUGACUAUGAGAGGCAAUCAAAUUUUGAUACUGUUAGCUCUCAAGCUGCCUCUGUCUCGGUUGAUGAUGCUAGUAAUACCGGCACUAUCAAUCCUUCUGUUAAUAAACGUCAAAGAACCGCAGGUAUAUGGAAGCAUUACACUUUUUUUGUAAAGACGAUAGGUAAUGAAAAUGUUGAUUAUGCUCGUUGUAAUUUGUGUGGCAAAGAAUAUAAAGCACCUGGUAAAGCGGGUACUUCAACUUGUAAAUCUGAGAGAAAUUUUAAAAAAACAAAAGCUAUAAUUUUGAAGUUGCUUGAACUUGUUAUGAGCUGCUGCCUGCUGGUAGUGCUUUUGCCUUUUGGUUGUUGUCUCUGCUGAGUUGUUAUUGCCUAUAUUGUUGCCUGCAUGAGCUGGUUCCUGCCUCCUGCCAGCUUGAGGUGCUGUGUUGCUGCCUUUUGUGUUAUGAAUUUAUGAUAAGUUUUGUUGCUGCUGUUUCUUAUGCUUGCUGUUUUAAUUUUUCUUGAA
Molecule: messenger RNA, 566 nt
Organism: Chenopodium quinoa (quinoa)
Lineage: Eukaryota; Viridiplantae; Streptophyta; Magnoliopsida; Caryophyllales; Amaranthaceae
Exons: 2
Coding region: 39-419 (126 amino acids)
Source: RefSeq, a predicted model, not a curated record